Messenger RNA from Pelobates fuscus (common spadefoot toad), 8136 nucleotides. RefSeq names its product atrophin 1 (gene ATN1). Lineage: Eukaryota; Metazoa; Chordata; Amphibia; Anura; Pelobatidae. Gene Ontology annotation, cellular component: nucleus. The transcript has 9 exons. The coding region runs from base 1053 to 4403 and encodes 1116 amino acids. Gene Ontology annotation, molecular function: transcription corepressor activity. The record is from RefSeq and is a predicted model, not a curated record.
GGAUCAGGUUUCAGACCCAAAUAGUUUGAUAUACCAUUUAGAGUUAAAAACAUACCUGACCUGACCUCAGAUCCAGACACUGUGAGUCAGUGGCAAUCAAAGCUGGACUCAGAACUGUGACAUCACUCAAAACCCCAGAGACAGAGCGGGUCAUAGACUCAAACAUUGUGACAUCAUCACACAGUGAGUCAGAGGUAGAGCUGUGUAGAUACCCAAACUCUGUGACAUCACACUGAAUGUCAGAGACGGAACUCUUCAGUACAGUCAUUAAAUCUGGUAUAGGAAUGAGUUUCACAGCUACAGUCAGUGAGUUGGAUAUUGGAAUACAUAUGAUUUUCUAUCUCUAAAACAGGAUGUGGUCACAGGCCAUGGAUAAAAAUAAGGAGAUGCAGAUAAAGAAAUUUAUUCACUAAAGAGCUGCAAUAAAUUGACAUUUAAAAAAAAAUGUAAGCCAACAUAAGCAUGGAAAUAUCCAUCCAUUUAGCAAGAUUUCCUAUUUGUUUUCCACACCUGUUUUCCAGUUCAGCAAAAUUCCAUGUGCAGUGAAUAAAUCCCUUGUUGUCAUACUUUGAGUUAUCCUAGACUAGAUGUAGCUUCUGGAGUACAUGACCCCUGUACCAGCAGCUACAGCCCCGUCUCUAUGUAGGGAGAUCUGCAUAGUGGUAUGGGUUGGAGAGUCCUGGCCACUUUGGCAUUAAGUAGAAUAGUUUGAGAGAAAUGAAUGUAGACAAAUGAAAUGAAACUAAGGAUCCUGGUGGAGUCAUGAACCUCACAGUGCUGAUGCUGGAAAGUGCAAUUUUCAAAAAACAAAGAAUAGGAAUUUCAAAAAUAUAAAGUUUCAAUAGAGGAUUCUCCACUCACCAUAGGUUGUUACACAUACAAUGGUAUGAGAUUGAUCACUUGAAUGGAAUGAGAUUUAUAAUAACCUGUAGAGCAAAUUUCAUCUAUAUAUAGUGUGUUAAAGAAGGCCUGGGCACAGUGUGCAUGGAUAAGCUUACACAGAAGGACAUGAAAAUUUUCCUCCAUGAUGUUUGAUUUGUCUUCCUGGGAAGAUGUCGAUGAGGAGCGGUAGGAGAAAGGAGAGUGUGGGCCCCCGGGAGGAACGCAGAGCAAGGGGACGAGCCUCACCUGGAGCAAUCAGCACUUCGAGUAGUGACAGCAAAAGUGAGAAAGCAAGGCCAAGUGGAAAGGUGAUGAAGGGACGGAUGGAUGAUUCUGUAUCUAAGAGCAGUAAACGAGACAGAGUAAAAGAUUCAUCUGAGAGUGAGGGAGAAGCAGGGAAAACCGAAAAGAAAGUAAAGAUGGAGUCUCCUGAGGUCCCACGUCCCCCACCAGAUGAGGAAAGCCUGGAUGGCCAGAGCUGUAAUGAGGAUGGUGGCAGCGACCCACGUGACAUUGACCAGGAUAACCGUAGCACAUCUCCAAGUCUGCACAGUGGAGAUAGCGAGAGUGAUGCCUCUUCUGUUCCAUCCCCAAAAUCCUUCCCAUCUUUAUACAGGGGGCCUAACUCACCUCAGCCCCCAAGCUCGCCAAUUCCUGAGGUUCCUAUUCUGCCACCCACCUCUCAAGCCCCACAACCAGUUUCACAAAAUGAACUUCCAACUGCCCGAAGCUAUCAAGCCCCACACCUUCCACAACUAUAUCCCAGCAACAGUGGGGUUGUGAAAGCUGGGCCUCAACAACCUGCGCAGGCAAAGCCACCUCCUACCACACCCAUAGCAGGUUUGGGCUCUCCUAGACCCCAGCAGGGUUCUCCCACCGCCUCUGCUAGUGUGUCUACCUGCUCUUCGUCCUCUACAUCUUAUCCUCAUGUGUCUCACAACCUUCCACCUCCCCCUGCACUGCGUCCUCUAAAUGCCUCCCCUGGACUUUCUCCACAAGUAGGAGAAAAGGCUGGACAACCUCUACCUCCUGCACCAUGUACCCUCCGGUACCCACCUUACCCAAGCCAAUACCCAUCUGGUUAUCCCCACCCCUACCCACCACAAGGCAAAUAUGGACAGCCUCAACCAGGUCCACACCAAACAUGGGCUCAAAGUGGCAUAAAUUACAGUCGAAGUGGCGGUGGUCCCCAUUACCCUCAACCGCCUCCCCAGAAUGGACAAGUGGGUGGUGGACAAAAUAUUGCUGGCGGAUUCACAGCCUCCCACCAUGGUGGCACCAGAACUCAGUCCCCUCUUAAUAACCACCCUCCACAUCCAAUACCUCCUGCUGGGCAUAUUCAGUCAGCAGGGUCCCAGGGCAGUGUUCUACACACACAUGGAGGGGCUACAACAGCCAGGGGGCAGUCCCCUAACCAUCCCUCAACAAAUCCACAUCAUCCCCACAUCCUGCCAAACAGAGGGCGCUCCCCCACUUCACAGAGUACUCUGCCUCCUAGUGGCACACCUCAAACAGGACACCACCCACCUCAGAUUCAGCCAGGGGGGCUUAUUUCAUCAAAUGCACCCCUUCAAAGCAGCGGGCAGCAUACAGUUGCAGGAGGAGGAAAUGGUGGUGGACAAUCACCUGCACCAACUAACUCUUCCCAUAUUCUACCCCAACCCUCUUCUGGAGGGGGUAAUUUAGGGUUCCCAUCACAGACAGAGAACCAACAGCCCACACAUCCCAUUUAUCAGCCUCAUUCUUCCCCUUCAGUUUGUAACUAUCCCAACAAUUCUCAAGCGUAUAAUACUAAUUACCCUUUCCAAGGCUAUAAGGGGCCACCUCCACCUGCUCCUCCCUACAAAAGUGGGCCUCCACCGCCUUAUAAGGCAGGAUCUUUUCCAACCUCUACCCCACCCCCUCUCCCUUCCCAAAGUUAUAAGGAGACUUCACCUCCAUCCUCUGCACCUCCUCCUGCACCUCCUGCACCUCCUCCACCAGCUCCUACAGCGGUACAAAUAAAACAGGAACCUCCUGAAGAGUGUGAAGGGGAAGGAGAAAGUCCAGUCCCACCAGUCACCAGCCCCUCUCCACCACCAAAGCUUGUGGACACACCAAGUCAUGCCAGCCAGUCUGCCAGGUUUAACAAGCACCUGGACCGUGGUUAUAACUCCUGUUGCCGGACCGAUCUUUAUUUUGUGCCCCUUGAAGGCUCCAAGCUGUCCAAAAAACGCUCUGAACAAAUAGAAAGAGCACGAAGAGAGAGUGAACAGAGAGCUCGCGAAGAGCGUGACCGCGAGCGUGAGAGGGAGCGUGAGCUGGAGAGGAACGCGAAAAUGGAGUCUCGCUCUCAUGACUGCCCUCAGCUCUGUCCUCAACAGCCUCCUCAUCACCCCUCUUUAACUAUGCCAUCUCCAUCCUCAGCACCCUCACGGCCUCCUCACUUUGAACCUCCUGGAGCUGUGGCUGCUGUUCCUCCUUAUCUGGGUCCUGAUACUCCUGCCCUUCGCACCCUUAGUGAAUAUGCUCGUCCCCAUGUACUUUCACCAGCUGGACGAGCUCCACAGCCUGGACACCCACCUCACCACCCUUUCUACCUACCCCUAGGAGACCCACUUCUUGCCUAUAACCUUCCUGCUGUGUUUGCAAGUGACCCUUCAAGGGCUGAGCGUGAGCUUAGGGAGAGGCUGAAGCCUGGGUAUGAAGUUAAACCAGGGGAGCUGGAUACCCUUCACCCAUCCUCCCUUCCUCUCCCACCUCCUCCAGCAUCACACCAUCAACCUCCACAACCUCCUCCAUCUGCUGCAGGUGUACCUCCUCAAAUGGGGUUACAUCCUGCUUUCACUUAUCAUCAUGGGCAACACGCACAUGCUCAUGCCCUAGAAAGAGAGAGAUUGACCUUGGGGGCUGCUGGUGGAGGACCUGGUGGAGCACCUGGAGGACCUGGAGCAGCGGGGGGUGGCCGUGGAGAGCUGUCCUAUGCAGAGCGUCUGGCUGCAGAGCGGCAGCAUGCUGAAAGAGUGGCGGCUCUGAGUGGAGAUCCUCUCACAAGACUCCAAAUGCUGAAUGUGACCCCUCAUCAUCAUCAGCAUUCACACAUUCACUCCCACUUACACCUACACCAGCAGGAUGCUAUCCAUGCAGCCUCUGCUGCUGUGCACCCCCUUAUGGAUCCACUAACUUCAGGAUCCCAUCUCACACGGAUCCCAUAUCCUGCAGCUGGUCUACCAAAUCCCCUGAUUCCCCACCCCUUGCACGACAGUGAUGUGCUACGGCAGCAAAUCUUUGCGCAUAACAGAAUGGAGGGGGCCCGCCAUCCGGUCACAAGGCACUGUCAGUCAACUGCAGCGAGAGCCUCUCCCUACAGGGACCUCCCGAGCUCCUUGUCUGCUCCCCUCUCUGCCGCUCACCAGCUGCAAGCGAUGCAUGCGCAGUCAGCAGAACUACAGCGCCUUGCCCUGGAGCAACAGCACUGGUUACAGACGCACCACCCCUUGCAGGGAGUCCCUCUCCCUGGGCAAGAAGAUUACUACAGGUGAGGCUCCUCCUCGGGCCUAUCAAUGACCUUUCAUUUGAAGAAGGAAACAGAUAAAACUCUGUAAUGCUGGGUCAGAAGUCAUUUCAUUGAUUAAUGGCAUCUGAAUGGUUAAGAGAGUAAGACCAAGGAAAAGGCUGCAGAGUUGAAGCUGCAAUCUUCUAAGGUUUCAGAAGAGACACCCCAUGAGAGAGAGAGACACUGCGCAACAGAGAGACAACCCAUGACGGAGAGACAUGUUACAACAAGGAUACCCCAUGACAGUGAGACAUCCUAAAACAGAGAUCCCAUGACAAAAAUAGAGCUCACGACAGUGAUACAUCCUAGAACAGAGACAACCUAAAACAGAGACACCUUACGAAAAAGACACCCCACGACAGAGAGAGACCUCGUGACAGCGAUAAUUCCUCAAACAGAGAUUUCCUGAAACAAAACCACCCCACAUUACAGAUAAACAUUCUGUCACACAGAGACACCCUAUUAGAGACAUUCUAAAGAUUAAGAGACACUCCAUAAAAUCCUGUGAUAGAGACAUCAUGCAAAAAAGAAACACCCACUGAUAGAGGCACACUCUGCAACAGACACCCCUGGACAGAGAGACAUUUCAUGACAGGACAGAUUGCCAUGAUAGAGAUACACCCUCCCACUGCACAGACACUUGAUGACAGAGUUACAUCCUACAAACUGACACUCCAAAACAGAGAGACAUGCUGCAACUGAGACAACUUAAGACAAAGAGACACCCCACAAAAGACACAUGCUUGGCUGCUGAGAAACAUCCCGUGACAGAGAGACAUUGUGCAAUAAAGAGACGCCCUACAACUGAGAUUUGACCUGAAAAUGUGAGACAAACCCUGACAGAGAAAUGUACUACAACACAGAGAACAACAAACACACACACACACUGACAAAGAAAGACAUAUAUUGAUAGGGAGACAUCCCAUGACAAAGAUACACCAACUAAAAGACACCCCAUGACAGAGAGGCUCCCUGUAACAGAAAGACACCACAGAGACUCCUGACUGACACGCUGUAGCAGACAUUUUGAGACAGACACCUUCUGGCAGACAUGCACUGCGUGACUGACACCCUGUGACAGACACCUUGUGACAGAUAUACACUGUGUGAUAGACACUGUGUGACUGACACUGUGUGACUGACACACUGUGACAGUCAUGCCCUGUGUGACAGCCAUCCUGUAACAGACAGAUAUUGUGUGACAAACACUCUGUGACCUGUGAAAAAGCUACAGCCUUUUCAUCAGCCUCAGAUUGAACAGACAAACACCCUAUGAUAAAAAACAUUGUGUGACAGACACCUUGUGACAGACAUAUAUUGUAUGACAGACAUUGUGUGACAGACAUUUUGUUACAAACCCUCCAUAACAGAGAACCAAGGAUGGUUCAAAAGAGAUGCACACUAUAAAAGAGAGCAAACCAUCCUUUGAUUGCAGGUGUAAAAAGCUGCCAUCCUGUGGACUUGAGAAGGCUUCACUUCCUUUUAAAAGAUGGAUCCUAAAUGUUGCAGUGUUUUUAUUAGAACACAUGAGACAUAUCUGCCUACCGGCUGAACGUGUCACCUCGAGAUGUCCUCUAACAUCAUCAGCUCUACACAGGAAUCCAUUACCAGGGAGGACAUAUGAUAAGGGGCGUCAUAUGACACAAAUUGGGACAUAACGGAAAGAAAUGGACAGAGAGACCCCUAAUGACACCUCCAUUUUACCUUGUGGUCAAGCAAGUCAGCUACUGGCAGAGACAUCCAAUGACAAAAAAAGUGACAGCUUGUUAUAUGAAACCAACAGUCUCUUCAACAUUAUCAAGUUUUUGUAUGUAAUGUCCACUAAAUGCGUGUCUGGGUAUGAAUGAUCUGGCCUCACAACCCCUGGGAACGUAUGUCUCGGUCUGAAUAAUAGCACUCUCACAAUCCCUCAAUCACAUGUCUGGGUGUGAAUAAUAUUGCCCUCUGAACCCCUUAAAUGUAUGUGUGGGUGUGAAUAAUAUUGUCACCGCUGAUUGGACUGUAUGUGUGGGUGUGAAUAACAUUGUCACAACUGAUUAGACCGUAUGUGUGGGUGUGAAUAAUAUUGACAACGCUGAUUGGACUGUAUGUGUGGGUGUGAAAAAUAUUGUCACUGCUGAUUGGACUGUAUGUGUGGGUGUGAAUAAUAUUGUCACAACUGAUUAGACUGUAUGUGUGGGUGUGAAUAAUUUUGUACUCACAAACUCUCUCAAUGGAAGUCCGAUGUGAAUUGUAUCAUCUUGACAACCCCUUUGGAAAGUAUGUGUGGCUGUUUAUAAGAUUGUCGUAACAACCACAUGCAAUAUAUGUCCAGGCGUGAAAUGUACGCCCGUGUGUGACUGAUAUCUGCUUUGUGACAUGUGUAUCAGGCUGACAAUAAUGUUGGUGAACUUUAUGUGACUCAGCACCAGAACCCAUACCAAGCCUAUUUGCACUGCUUCACCAGACCUCACUAUUCACCCUUAUAUAGGCCCCUUACUACUUGUCCUCAUGGCAUACGCCUUCACCCCAGAGCUUACUAUCUUUGCACUGGUACCCACACAUCGGCCAUCACCAUUUAACCAUUAAUAUCUGCAUUUGAAUUUAGUAUCCACACUCCUUGUAUUGGUAUCCAUAUAGGCCUUACCCACUCACUCUCUUGGUAUUGGCUCCUGUACAUGGGCACCAUACCUCACUAUUCAUCCAGACACUGCCAUCAUUAUUUACUUGCCUUGAUUGGUACACUCACUGGUCCAUACUAAUCAGCCUCCUGUAACCUACAUACACAUUGGCCCUCACUAGUCACCUUCCUAGCUCCACCACGCACUGUGGCCUCAAUAUUCAUCCUUCUUGUGUCACCCACCUGGCACUGCCCCCCUGGCCAUUUCUAUUUACCCUGUGGGUAUCAACAACCAUACCAGUCUCAUCCUCCUGAAAACACCAGUCAUGCUGGACCCCACUCUUAACCUUCCAGACACCAACGCGUUAUUUUUCCUGCAGCCACGGUCAUUUAAACCGGGCAUCACUGCUCACGCUUGUGGCUUUGGCACCCAUACUAUCCACACUAUUCGCCGUACUGGUAUCAGCACUGACCAUAACUAUUCACCCUUUUUUUACCUUCAUAAUAUCGGGACCCACUUAGCCCCCGAUUAUUCACCAAUUAAUAAUUUUGAUAGUUUCCCAAAUUACGCCUGAUUUAUUUUAUAAAUGCAUAGCAAACCAUGGACAAGAAUCACCACAUUGUUUCAGAAUGAGUAGUUGGACAUCAUUGGAUUCAUAUGUGUCUUGAGUUUGUACAGAUCAGUAUAAGUGUGCGUGUCCAUUAACCUGUAUAUAUUUGUAUGUGUGUGCACUAUUGUAACUUGUACAUAUAUAUAUAUGUGCGUGUGUGUGUACCCAAGCAUCUUGUACAUAUAUGUGUAUGUGUGUGUGUGUGUAUAUAUAUAUAUAUAUGUGUGUGUGUGUGUGAGUGCACGCAUGUAAGUGUGCAAAUGUGUUUGUGUGUUUAGGAAUGUAUCUAUGCGUGUGUGUGUGUGUGUGUGCGCGUGUGUAAGAAGCAGGGGAUGUGAGUGUCUGUGGAAAUAUAAUUGUAUAAAUAUAUAUGGAUAUAAUUCCUUUCCAUCAGCCAGGAUCCUCCCGUUUUGUACGCUUCCCUCCUCCUGCGCCUAUGCACAAUGACUUGAAACGGACAUUUGUGUAAUAUGCAGAGGGGGCUCAAAUAAAGUGAACAAGCACUUAAA